AUGGUUAUUUAUCAAUUACAUUUGGGUCGUACACCUUUACAUAUUGCAGUGGUUCAUUCACAACGAAUUAUUAUUCGUGCUUUAAUUGAUGAUUUCAAAGCUGAUUCAUCUUUAAUGGAUUUCUCUGGUUACUUUCCAUAUAUGUUACUUGAAGAUAAUUUAAAAGCUGAAUAUGAACCUUUGCUUACAUAUGGUCGACUUCAACGAAUUCGAACUGCACUAAAAGUUUUCAAAUCACCAGCUAAUAAUACUCACGACUCUUCUUCUUCUACUAGCGCUAAAGAUUAUUCUUCUUUUAAUAAAAAACCCAUUCAACAUUUGGAUCAUUCCAUGAAUGAUUUUAAACAACCCACUGUGCUCUAUAGACGUUUAGAGAAUUUUAAACGACCACAACCGAAUUGCUUCAAUCGUACAUCCACAUUGAAACCAAUUCAUCAAAAUGGUGAACAUAAUUGUUUACGUCGUGCAUCUGUAUUUGAAAAUAUUUUAAAAUCAGCAGCUGAUGCUGCACAAAAUUGGAAUCAUCAUUCAUCAACCGGGAAAUUAUCAACAGAAUCUAAUGAAGAACAAAUUAAAAAUAAUGAUAAGGUUAACAACACUGAUAAACCGUCUAAUUCUUCUUCUUCUCCUUCUUCUUCCUCUUCUACUGCUUCUUCGGCCACGACGUCGACGACAGCGACCACGGUGACAACUGAUCCACAUACACGUUUAGUACAACGUUUAGAUUCAAUGAUUUCAUUAAGACGUCGUGAUCAACAAAACACAUUGUCUAAUUUUACUAAUACUAAUCAUACUACUACUACUACUGCUACUAGUAAUGAUAUCGGUUCAUCAUAUGAUUCGUCGACUUCCCUAGAUCAUGAGGAUGUUCAUGGUCAUCAUUAUCGAAAAGUAAAUACACUGUUAGAUCAUCGAUUUGGUUUUUCUUUAGGAGGAAAUCAUAAUUCAAAACAUCUACCUCAAUCAACAGAUCCAUAUACUUUGAAAUUAUUAUUAUCUUUACUACCACCGCCACCACCAACAUCUUCAACAUCAUCCUCAUCAUCGACAUCAUGUCUAAAACGCGUUGAUAGUCAUAAUGAUCAUGAUGAUGAUAUUAAAUCAAAGAAGCACCAUACAUCAUUUUCAUCAUUUCAUAAACAUUUAAACAAAAAAUUACAUCGUUCAUUGUCCAAUUCCUCGUCAACUGCUACAUCAUCUUUAUCACUGUCAUCAUCCUCUACAAGAACUCAUAUUAAACCUAGUUCAUUUAAGUAUAAUCACAGUAAUAAUACUCAUAAUAAUAUUAAUACUAUUAAUACUAAUGGUACAUUGCAUGAAUUCCACUCAUUACCACAUCGAAUACAUUCUUCAACUACUAAUGAAUUUGACAAUGAUCAUGUCAUCAACCAUGAUGCCUAUCAUUCACCUCAUCUUAAAUCAUUAUCAACUACAGCUUUAUUAGCUGAAACAGAUGUACGUCAAUUAUUCACUAAUAAACUUACUACUAUAAUUAAACGUAAAUCAUCAACUAUUAGUCAACAUUCUAAUUUAUCAUAAUGAUUGAUUGAUCGAUUGAUCGAUUGAUUUGUAAUCUGUCUGUCUGGCUGUCUCUCUCUCGCUCUUUCUUACACACACAGACACACAGAGAAAAUCUGAAAUCACAUUAAUCAUCAUCCUUCUCGGGCUCGCCGCUUGAUUUGAAUCUCAUUGGUUUAUUUUAAUUCUAUUGCUAAACUGUUGUAUAUGAUUCUGUCACAUUUGCAUCUACUUCAUUCUGAUAAUCAUGUCUUUUCAUAUUCAAUGUUACUUAUCCGCAUAGAUUUUAUUAUUAUGAUUAUUAUUACUAAUAUUAUUAUUUUGUUAGAAAUUCAAGAAUUCAUCCUUCUUUUGGUUUUUUUUCUUGUUGAAAUGCG
This is a messenger RNA of Schistosoma turkestanicum, 1895 nucleotides long. The record is from the annotation of a GenBank genome assembly. Lineage: Eukaryota; Metazoa; Platyhelminthes; Trematoda; Strigeidida; Schistosomatidae.